Messenger RNA from Alexandromys fortis (reed vole), 3807 nucleotides. It is a transcript of the gene Acsl1, whose product is annotated as acyl-CoA synthetase long chain family member 1. The record is from RefSeq and is a predicted model, not a curated record. Gene Ontology annotation, cellular component: membrane; endoplasmic reticulum. Gene Ontology annotation, biological process: long-chain fatty acid metabolic process. Gene Ontology annotation, molecular function: long-chain fatty acid-CoA ligase activity. Bases 200 to 2296 code for a protein of 698 amino acids. NCBI's taxonomy places the organism in Eukaryota, Metazoa, Chordata, Mammalia, Rodentia, Cricetidae. The transcript is spliced from 21 exons.
CGCGGCACGCGCACUACCAGCCGCCUGGCCCUGCUGCUGCAACGCCGGUGGCGCAGGCAAAAGAGCAGCUGCAGCCGCGAGUCCUUAAAUAGCCUCGCGACCCGGCGCGGGGCAGUUGGUGGACUGCAGUGACAGCCGCCUACAGGGCUGCCGGGGCAGCGGAGGAGAAUUCUGCCUAAGGAAUCACCAGCACAGAACCAUGGAAAUCCAUGAAUUGUUCCGGUAUUUUCGGAUGCCAGAGCUGAUUGACAUCCGGCAGUAUGUGCGUACGCUUCCAACCAACACACUCAUGGGCUUUGGAGCUUUUGCCGCGCUCACCACUUUCUGGUACGCCACGAGACCUAAGGCUCUGAAGCCACCCUGUGACCUCUCCAUGCAAUCUGUGGAAGUAGCGGGUACUGAUGGUGCUCGAAGAUCAGCGCUUCUCGACAAUGACAAGCUCUUGGUGUACAUCUACGAUGAUGUCAGAACACUGUACGAAGGCUUCCAGAGGGGCCUUCAGGUGUCAAACAAUGGCCCUUGCUUAGGUUCUAGAAAGCCAAACCAGCCCUAUGAAUGGAUUUCCUACAAGCAGGUUGCAGAACUGGCUGAGUGCAUAGGCUCCGCACUGAUCCAGAAGGGGUUCAAGGCCUCCCCAGAGCAGUUCAUCGGCAUCUUUUCUCAAAAUAGACCUGAGUGGGUGAUCAUCGAACAGGGAUGCUUUACUUACUCGAUGGUGAUUGUUCCACUCUACGAUACCCUUGGAACCGAAGCCAUCACCUACAUAGUGAACAAAGCUGAGCUCUCUGUGAUUUUUGCUGACAAUCCAGAAAAGGCCAAACUCUUGUUAGAAGGUGUAGAAAAUAAGCUAACUCCUUGCCUUAAAAUCAUUGUCAUCAUGGACUCCUACGGCAGUGAUCUAGUGGAACGAGGCAGAAAGUGUGGGGUGGAGAUCAUCAGCCUGAAGGCCCUGGAGGACCUUGGAAGAGUGAACAGAAAGAAGCCCAAGCCUCCAGUACCAGAAGAUCUUGCAGUAAUUUGUUUCACAAGUGGAACUACAGGCAACCCCAAAGGAGCAAUGAUCACUCACCAAAACAUCAUUAGCGACUGUUCAGCUUUUGUGAAAUCAACACAGAGUGCAUUCACUGUUUCCCCGGAUGAUACUCUGAUCUCUUUCUUGCCUCUCGCCCAUAUGUUUGAGAGCAUUGUAGAGUGUGUGAUGCUGUGUCACGGAGCUAAGAUAGGAUUUUUCCAAGGAGAUAUCAGGCUUCUGAUGGAGGACCUCCAGGUGCUUCAGCCCACUAUCUUCCCUGUGGUCCCAAGGCUGCUGAACCGGAUGUUUGACAGAAUCUUUGGACAAGCAAACACCACAGUGAAGCGAUGGCUCUUGGACUUUGCCUCCAAAAGGAAAGAAGCCGAGCUUCGCAGCGGCAUCAUCAGAAACAACAGCCUGUGGGAUAAACUCAUCUUUCGCAAGAUACAGUCAAGCCUGGGUGGAAAAGUCCGGCUGAUGGUCACAGGAGCGGCUCCGGUGUCCGCCACAGUGCUGACGUUUCUGAGGGCAGCUCUCGGCUGUCAGUUCUAUGAGGGCUACGGACAGACCGAGUGCACCGCUGGUUGCUCCCUGAGCAUGCCUGGGGACUGGACGGCAGGCCAUGUCGGUGCCCCCAUGCCUUGCAAUUAUAUAAAGCUUGUCGAUGUGGAAGAAAUGAAUUACAUGGCUGCCAAGGGCGAGGGUGAGGUGUGUGUGAAAGGGGCAAAUGUGUUCAAAGGCUACUUGAAGGACCCAGCAAAAACAGCAGAAGCCCUGGAUAAAGAUGGCUGGUUACACACGGGAGACAUUGGGAAGUGGCUACCAAAUGGCACCUUGAAGAUUAUCGACAGGAAGAAGCACAUAUUUAAACUAGCCCAGGGAGAGUACAUAGCACCAGAAAAGAUUGAGAACAUCUACCUGCGAAGCGAAGCCGUGGCCCAGGUGUUUGUGCAUGGAGAAAGCCUGCAGGCAUUUCUCAUAGCUGUUGUGGUACCAGAUGCUGAGAACCUGGGUUCCUGGGCCUCCAAGAGGGGAUUUCAAGGCUCAUUUGAGGAGCUGUGCAGAAAUAAGGAUGUCCAGAAGGCUAUCCUGGAAGACAUGGUGAAACUCGGGAAGGAAGCUGGUCUGAAGCCGUUUGAGCAGGUCAAAGGCAUUGCUAUACACACGGAAUUAUUUUCUACUAGCAAUGGCCUUCUGACUCCAACAUUGAAGGCAAAAAGGCCAGAGCUACGGAACUAUUUCAGGUCACAGAUAGAUGAAAUGUAUUCCACCAUCAAGAUUUAAUGUGAAGACGACAACUUGGAAGAAACGGCACACCUCCACAAUCCUCCUUGUACCAAUGGCCUUCGCGUUGGUGACAAACUUCGCCUGCAGCAAGUGUAGGAAAGGAAAUGGCCAUGAGGGACUUGUCCGCAGGGUCUUACCGUAGGGAUUUUAGAGGGCACGGAACACUGCCUUACAGUCACGUGUGUUGCAGCCCACGACCCUGGUGAUACACGAUUUCCAAAACGAGCCUUAAAUAUUGUAAAGGGGAACCCAUAAAAGUGCUAAGUUAUUUAAGAUUUCCUCAGCCACUAAGGUGGGGUGUUAAAACUUCUUGUCUCCUGUCUUUCUCACCGAGGGGUUAGGACUUUGCUCUCUCUGAUGUGUCUGCCCCUUGCUGCUGCUCUCGAGAAUACAGUGCACUGGAGGAAAGCUGUCCCUUCAUGAGUACGAACAAGUGUCCAGGCGGAAGCAAGUCGCCGCGGACCACAGAUUUCUCUUUUUAAAUCCCUUCCCCCUCCACUCCUCCACCUCCUACACAAUACACUCACACAACCCUUCCUAUUUGUAAGGGUUCCAAACGGUCCCUGCUGUGCCUGCUGGGACACAGGUUCCCAGCAAACUAAAAGACCAGUCCUCCUCAGAACAAUGCUGGCGCCCAGUCUCAGAAAAAAAGAAAAAAGAAAAGAAAACAUGGUGGCUCCUGCGAGCCAGCAGCUUCCCAUACACGCAGCAGGAUGCCCUUGGACUCUUCUCCAGAUCUGACCCCCUGUGCCCUUCCCAGGCCUUGUGAGAACUCCUGCCUUAGACUCUGCAAUGAAGAUGGUCUGUCGGAGAACGACCUGGAUUGGCCACGUUCAGCUGCGAUUCCUCCGCUGCUGUCCACCGGCUCCUCGUGGAACCGCCUCACACCUGUGAUGGCCACUGGGCUCCAACCCUGGUUUUCCUAGCCAAUGAUGAUGUGGGGAUCAACUUGCUGUUUUUCCUCCCAGUUAAACUCAGGCAAAGCGUGUCUUCAAAACUGUUAAGGGAGUUGGUAAAUAUGGGUACUUAUUAGAACGGACAGUAGUGAGUAAAUGUAAAACUACCUGAUUUCUGUGAGAUGCAUUUGACAAGCCAACAUUCUGGUAUGUAGAAAUCUGGGAGAAAUCCUGGGAUUAACUCCUCAAGGAAUUUUUGUUUUGCAAAGUUAAUUUGGGAAAUUAGCAGCAUUUCACUUUACUGCGAGUCUUUGCCACCUGUGACCUGGUCAUGCUGUCGUUUAUACCUUUGAGGCCACCCUUGUUGGCCGUGUGACAGUGCGUGUGUUACUGAACCACAACUGGGUUUGCACUAAGGAAUCGUCAUUGUAAUAACACUAUUUGGUAGCCUAACUUCAUACUUGUAUUCUUAACUGCACAAGAAGUCAAUAAUUUUCACAACGGGGGUUUUGAAUGUUUGCUUUCAGUGUUGGCUAUUUCUAUGUUUUAUAAACCAAAACAGAAUUUCCAAAAACAAUGAAGGAAACCAAAAUAAAUAUUUCUGCAUUUCGA